Arabidopsis lyrata subsp. lyrata is the source of this 3757-nucleotide messenger RNA. RefSeq names its product probable splicing factor 3A subunit 1. Gene Ontology annotation, biological process: regulation of alternative mRNA splicing, via spliceosome; mRNA cis splicing, via spliceosome. Gene Ontology annotation, cellular component: U2-type prespliceosome; U2 snRNP; catalytic step 2 spliceosome. Bases 136 to 2472 code for a protein of 778 amino acids. Gene Ontology annotation, molecular function: protein binding; RNA binding. NCBI's taxonomy places the organism in Eukaryota, Viridiplantae, Streptophyta, Magnoliopsida, Brassicales, Brassicaceae. The transcript is spliced from 4 exons. The record is from RefSeq and is a predicted model, not a curated record.
ACGCCCUUUCUCUCUUUCCUCGAAGAUCGACAUCCAUCGAAUUAGAUCACGAAUUUGCUCCGUCCUACGCUUCUCCUCCACGUCACGGCGAUUCUCGCGGCGGUUCUGUUCCUUACCUGUUGAGGUAUACGAAAAAUGUUCAAUUCGAUGCAGAUACUGCCACUAGAGGCUCCUCCUGCUGACGGUAACCUAGGUCCACUUCCUCCGUCGCAAUUAACGGAUGAAGAAAUCAAAGAGAAAGAGUUGCAAACAGAGCAAAACAAUUCAAUUCAAGCUCCCAUAGCUGUGGCUACUCAUACAAAGACGAUCGGAAUCAUUUAUCCACCUCCUGAUAUCAGAAAAAUCGUCGAGACAACGGCUCAUUUUGUUUCGCAAAACGGUUUAAAGUUUGAAAACAAAGUUAAAACAGAGAAAGCCAAUAACCCUAAUUUCAACUUUUUGAAAAGUGAUAAUCCUUAUCAUGCCUUUUACCAGCACAAGAUCGCUGAGUACUGUGCUCAGAUUCGAGACGGAGCUCAAGGUACUGAUUUUGAUGAUACAGAAGAUCCCCAACUUGAUCCUGCUGCUUCUGCUGAUGAGUCUCAUGCAAAACCUGACCUUCAGGAUCAAUUUAGGGUUCCUCGUAAGACUUUAGAAGCUCCUGAACCUGACAAGUAUACAGUUAGACUUCCUAUAGGGAUCAUGGAGGAGGAGCUUGAUAUUAUUAAGCAUACAGCGCAGUUUGUGGCGCGGAAUGGGGAAUCAUUUUUAAGGGGACUGAUGAGUAGAGAGAUGAACAAUUCUCAGUUUCAGUUUAUGAAACCAACACAUAGUAUGUUCACUUUUUUCACUUCUCUGGUUGAUGCGUAUUCAGAAGUAUUGAUGCCUCCCAGAGACUUGAAAGAAAAGCUGAGAAAGAGUGUCGCUGAUUUGACGAUUAUUCUUGAGCGUUGUUUGAAUCGGCUUGAAUGGGAUCGUUCUCAGGAGGAGGAGAGGAAGAAAGAAGAGGAUGAGAAAGAGAAGGAGAGAGUGCAGAUGGUUUUGAUAGAUUGGCAUGAUUUUGCAGUUGUUGAGUCGAUAGAAUUUGUAUACGAGGAAGAUGAAGAGUUGCCAGUGCCUAUGACACUUGAGGAGGUUAUAAGGAGGAGCAAAGUUUCUGCCAUGGAAGAAGAUGAAAUUGUUGAGCCUGGAAAGGCGGUUGAAAUGGAAAUGGAUGAAGAAGAAGUUAAGCUUGUUGCAGAAAGAAUGAGAGCAGCGAACCUAGAAGAGUAUGUUGGCUCUGUGGAGAUUGAAAAUGUACACUGUGAAGAAGCACCAAUGAGAAUUGUUAAGAACUGGAAGAGGCCAGAAGAUAGGUUUUUGACAGAGAGAGAUUCGAGUAAAGUUGUUAUAUCACCAAUUACUGGUGAGCUCAUUCCCAUUACCGAGAUGUCUGAGCACAUGAGGAUUUCACUUAUCGAUCCUAAGUUCAAAGAGCAGAAAGAUCGGAUGUUUGCUAAGAUUCGUGAGACCACACUUGCACAAGAUGAUGAGAUUGCUAAAAACAUAGUUGGGUUGGCCCGCCUGCGUCCUGAUAUCUUUGGAACAACAGAAGAAGAAGUCUCAAAUGCUGUAAAAGCAGAGAUUGAGAAGAAAGAUGAGCAACCAAAACAAUUAAUAUGGGAUGGUCACACUGGAAGUAUUGGUCGCACAGCAAACCAAGCCUUGACUCAGAACUCUAACGGAGAGCAAGGCGAUGGAGUUUAUGGUGAUCCCAAUAGCUUCCCUGGUCCAGCCGCUCUUCCUCCUACUCGACCAGGUGUCCCAACAGUCCGGCCAUUGCCACCACCUCUUAAUCUCGCCUUGAACCUCCCUCGUCCUUCUCCUUCUGUUCAGUACCUUGGUGCACCAAGGCCAUUAGGUGUUCCAAUGAUGCAGCCCAUGUAUCAACAACACCACCUCUCUAUGACUGGGCCACAUGGACACCCUUCGAUGAUGAUGAAUCGACCACCACAAAUGCAGCCUGUUAUGCAUGUGCCGUCUCCACCGGGAUCUCAGUUUGCUCAACCUUAUGGUCAGCUUCCACCGCAUUCGAUGGGGAUGAUGCACGUGCACCCACCACCUAUGCCUGAAAUGCCUCUUCCACCACCACCCGGGGAGGCACCACCGCCUCUUCCUGAGGAGCCAGAGACAAAGAGACAAAAGUUCGAUGAGUCAGCCCUUGUUCCAGAAGACCAGUUUCUUGCUCAGCAUCCGGGUCCGGCUACAAUCAGGGUUUCUAAGCCAAACGAGAAUGAUGGACAAGUCAUGGAGAUCACAGUGCAGUCGUUAUCUGAAAACGUGGGAAGUUUGAAGGAGAAAAUAGCUGGGGAGAUGCAAAUUCCAGCAAACAAACAGAAGUUAAGUGGAAAAACUGGAUUCUUAAAGGACAACAUGUCACUUGCACAUUACAAUGUGGGAGCAGGAGAAAUCGUUACACUGUCUUUGAGAGAACGUGGUGGGAGAAAGAGAUAGAGACCGUUGGUGGACACAGGGAAAUGCUUUUUAAUCUCUUAAUUCUUCUUCUUUAAUAGAUGGUUUUAUUGGUGUCCAAAGCUAUAUGUACUGCUCUCUUAUGCACACCUCUUUAUUCUUGGCUCAUUAUAUCUCUACUAUUACUGACUUAGGUGUGUUUUGGUUGUGCAGCUAGUUUUGGGGCAACGUUUUGCUCUGUAAUCUUAAAAGAACAUAUUUGAUACUUAGUUUUGUGCGUUUUUACUGUUGUUCUGCAUUUUUAGUGAAGUUUUGCUUCUCUUCUUUGUAGGUACGAUACGAGGAUGCAGCUUUGCGUGGAAAGGCUCAUCACUGUCGAAGAAAAUGUUUGGUUCUACUCUGAUGCUGUCACCUCCAGAGACCAGAACUCUUUGUCUCGGCUAAGUUUGUUUCCAAACACGGCUUAGAGUAGAGUAUGAGAAGAGGAUUAUAAAUAAUAUCGUCCAUAAUGCUUGUAGUAUUGAACAAGGCUACAUAAGAUUGGUAAGCUUGAAAUGAUAUGAGAAAAUUAGAAAAACUGAAAAAGACUUCGAGUUUGUGUUUUGAAAAUUCAGAAUUACUAAAGAAAAGUAAAGUUACAAAAGCAAAGUAGCUUAUACAUGAACUAUUACAACAUUCUGAAAUGACCCAUACCCAUCUUGGUGAUUCAGAGACCAUGCAUUGAGAGCUUAUGGUCUUUGACUUAUUGGUACAAAACAAGUUGAAUAAAAAAAAAAGAGAAUUGGGUUUUGAAAUUAAUAUCAUCCUAAGAGUUUGGUUUGGUCCUAUAAAUGUCCUAAGGCUUGAUGGUUUCAAGAGAAGGUGUGACAUAAGAAGAAGAGGAAGAUGAUCGGAGACAUGAUUGUAUACUUCUCCGGGAAGGGAAACAAAGACAAGAAAAGAAGACAACUCUCAUAACUCUUUUAAGAACUUGUCCUCUCUUCGGGACUAGACAAGCUUCUCUUUCACCCAUUUCUCUCUCUCUCUCCCUCUCUCUCUGCCCGGUUUAUUUCGGUUUGGUUUAGUAAUAGAGAUGAUGAUGUGUCUCUGCAAGCUGGAACUGCCGACGUGAGUUUAUAGUGAAGAAGAGUUGGGAGAGUUAAAAGAACCGCGUGAAAAUUCUCAAGACGCGUUGGCCCGUUCUUAUUUUUCUUCUUAUUGCAAAUUCAUUUAUAAUUUGGGAAUUUAAAUAUUUCUGGGAUCUAUAUAUGUUUUGCAUAUAAGUGAUUACUAUAGGUUUAGUUUAAAGUACACUGUUCAGAGUUUGAAGUGGUCGUAGACUUUCUUU